Molecule: messenger RNA, 737 nt
Organism: Rosa rugosa (rugosa rose)
Lineage: Eukaryota; Viridiplantae; Streptophyta; Magnoliopsida; Rosales; Rosaceae
Product: large ribosomal subunit protein mL43
Exons: 4
Coding region: 149-508 (119 amino acids)
Biological process (GO): mitochondrial translation
Cellular component (GO): mitochondrial large ribosomal subunit
Molecular function (GO): structural constituent of ribosome
Source: RefSeq, a predicted model, not a curated record
AAAAAAAGAAAAAAAAGAAACCUAGGAAAAGAAAAGAAAUUUAUAAGUAGAAAAGCAUCUGUUCGAAGGAGUGGGCAGAGUCUUGAGUCUUGAGUGUUUGCUCUUCCAAUUUCGCCGUCUUCAUUCUGCUCUCUUCUAAUCGCCAACUAUGGCCUUGAGAGGUGUGUGGCAACUGAAAAAAAUGGUUGUGAGCUAUUCUGAUUGGGGAGGAAGCAGUAGGGGAAUCAGGUCAUUCAUGGAGUCUUACCUACCUGCAUUUAAGGAGAAGAAUCCUCAGCUAGAGGUAGUUACUGAACACAUUCGUGGUCAGCAUCCUCAUUUGAAGGGCUUAUACAACAACCAAAAUGAAAGAGUGGUAUGUGUGAAGAAUAUGGAUCCAGAAGAGAUUCUUCAAUGUGCAACUAGGCUAAGGAAUUCACUCGGGAGAAAAGUGGUGAAACUGAGGACUAGACAUGUAACCAAACAUCCAAGCGUGCAAGGUACCUGGACGACAGACAUCAAAUUUUGAAGAACAAGAUAUAAAUUUGCAAGCCGUUUCUUUUGGUGUGUUUCAAAGCAGUUUAAUUUAGCAUGCCAGAAUCACAGCUUUGUGGUUACCUACUCAGAUUGGGUGGUGCAACCCUAGGUUAGAUUAAGAACUGUUGUUUGACAUGGUAUUUGUUUUGAUCAAAUAAUUUACCUGGUUCAAAUUUACUUACUACCCUGUACUUUUAUCAAAAGCACAGGAUUAAGGUUCA